AUGCUCCAACGCCUAAGACCCAUCAGCUCGGUGUUUAGACCAAAUACGCCAGCGGGUGUUAAAGUAUGCCCAAGUCUCAUCAAAAGAAGCUAUCAUUCAACAGACCACAUUGGCUCAAACAAAAUAGUAAACGAUAAGGAUCACAUUGAGUCUAAAAUUCUUACUAGAGCCACUACAUACAUUCCACAAUAUGGGUUUUCAGCACUGGCCAUCUCCAAAGCGAUAACUGACUUGGGAUACCCGCAAUCACUUACAUCGAUUUUCACCUCAAAUAACCCACUGAACCAUUCAUUGCCUUAUCAACUAAUGCUUCAUUGGUUGAAGCUUAAAAGACAAGAGCUUGAUACAUUUGCCCAGACGCAAUACCAACCAUUUGCUGGUAAUGGGACUUCUGAAUUUGCUCAACUAACUCAAGAGCAGAGAUUGGAAAGAUUAAUUAACGAGCGAUUAUCCUACAAUAUUCCCAUUAUGUCCCAUUUAUCACUGGGGUUGGCCAUGUUGGUUACGCCAUAUAAUGUUCCUUCAGCAUUAGAGGAGUUGCUUGCAUUGGGCGAUGAUUUUGCUUAUUAUAGUGGCGAUCAAAGUAAUGACUUUGCGUGGUAUACAAAGAGGGCAAGCAUGUGUGCGAUAUACGUCAAGUCUGAAUUAUACAUGCUAGGUGAUACUACACAAGGCUAUGAGAUGACCAAGCAGUUUGUUAGAGACAAAGUCGAGGAGUACGAAAAGGCAGGUCAAAUGUGGGUAGAUAUGGAACAAUGGGUUGGAUUCAAUGCAAUCUCUUUGAUAAAUUUAAUCAAGUCACAAGUUGCAAGGGGGUAA
Messenger RNA from Lodderomyces elongisporus, 819 nucleotides. It is a transcript of the gene COQ9, whose product is annotated as ubiquinone biosynthesis protein. Bases 1 to 819 code for a protein of 272 amino acids. The transcript has a single exon. Gene Ontology annotation, molecular function: lipid binding. Lineage: Eukaryota; Fungi; Ascomycota; Pichiomycetes; Serinales; Debaryomycetaceae. Gene Ontology annotation, cellular component: mitochondrial inner membrane. Gene Ontology annotation, biological process: ubiquinone biosynthetic process. The record is from RefSeq and is a predicted model, not a curated record.